This is a messenger RNA of Phyllostomus discolor (pale spear-nosed bat), 3256 nucleotides long. RefSeq names its product mitochondrial translation release factor 1 (gene MTRF1). Bases 548 to 1861 code for a protein of 437 amino acids. The record is from RefSeq and is a predicted model, not a curated record. The transcript has 9 exons. Lineage: Eukaryota; Metazoa; Chordata; Mammalia; Chiroptera; Phyllostomidae. Gene Ontology annotation, molecular function: translation release factor activity. Gene Ontology annotation, biological process: translational termination.
AGGAAGGGAAAGAACCCUAAGCUCUGAAUAGGGAACCUGAGUUCUAGAAUCAGUUCUGUCUCCCUGGCUGAGGUGAAUAAUCAUGAUAAAGUUACUUAGCUUCCUUGGACAUUUGGAUACCUAAAACUAAAGAAUUAAUCAAGAAAAUAAUUAUUUACAUCAUACUUUAGAAAUGUAUGAAUAUAGGAACCAGUUAAAGUUUGCAUGAUUAUUUUAUACCUUUCAAGUGCUUGUUCACAGUCUCAAUUCUAGAUUCUGGAUACUUUCUGGAAAAUAGCUGAUUUAACCCAGUCUAUCGAUAUAUUUAUUGGUUGUACUUCUACUCAUUUCUCUUAGUUAAUUAUGUAUGUUGAGUGGGUAAAAAAGCAGUGCUUUCUUCAUUUAUUUUAACACAUUCUUUUCAGAAGUUGGAAGAAUUAUUUUCUUUUUAUGAGUUAUGGAAUUUGGGGACCAUUAUUUGGAGCUUGCUGAGACAGUGAACUAAGCAAGAUUUCUUAAGGCUCCUUCCAGCUUUAUUGUAUCUGUAGAGUUGAUUUUUUUCCAGAAUAUGUUUGUUUAUUAUAUUUCAGAUGCUGAGAUGAAUCGUCACCUCUGUGUUCGGCUUUUUAGACAUCUGUCCCUUUAUGGUCACUGCCAAUACCAUAUCCACCCCCUUUUUCAUCAGUUUACAUGGGUACAUCUUGAUACACAGCUGUGGGGUUUUAGACAAAACUGGAAUCACAUUCUCCACCUGUUAAAUAAGAAUUGCUCCAGGAGAUAUUGUCAUCAAGACACCAGGAUGCUCUGGAAGCAUAAAGCACUACAGAAAUAUAUGGAGGACCUGAAUAAAGAGUACCAAGCACUUAACCAGUGUUUGCAGCAUAUCUCUGUGAAUCAAGGGGACCAAAGGUCCUUGAAUCAAAGACAUAAUGAGUUGGCACCACUUGCAACCAUUUACCAAGAGAUUCAGAAGGCUGAACAAGCAAUUGAAGAAUUAGAAUCAAUGUGUAAAAGUUUAAAUAAACAAGAUGAAAAGCAGUUACAAGAACUUGCAUUGGAAGAGAGGGAAACCAUUGCUCAAAAAAUCAACGUGUUAUACAGUGAGCUUGUCCAGAAUCUAGUGCCAAAGGAGAAAUAUGACAAAAAUGAUGUUAUUUUAGAGGUGACAUCUGGAAGAACUACUGGAGGUGAUAUUUGUCAACAAUUUACCCGUGAAAUAUUUGACAUGUACCAGAAUUAUUCAGGGUAUAAACACUGGACAUUUGAACUUCUGAAUUAUACACCUGCUGAUUAUGGUGGGCUACAUCAUGCAGCUGCCCGAAUUUCUGGUGACAAUGUCUAUAAGCAUUUGAAGUAUGAAGGUGGAAUUCACCGAGUUCAGCGAAUUCCUGAGGUGGGCCUGUCGUCAAGGAUGCAGCGUAUUCACACAGGAACAAUGUCAGUUAUUGUCCUCCCUCAACCGGAUGAGGUAGAUGUGAAAGUGGACCCUAAGGAUUUGCGAAUAGAUACAUUUCGGGCCAAAGGAGCAGGAGGCCAGCAUGUUAAUACAACUGAUAGUGCUGUCAGACUUGUCCAUAUCCCCACAGGGCUUGUAGUAGAAUGCCAACAAGAACGAUCACAGAUAAAAAAUAAAGAAAUAGCUCUGCGUGUGUUGAGAGCUAGACUCUACCAGCAGAUUAUUGAAAAAGACAAGUGUCAACAACAAAGUGCUAGAAAACUGCAGGUGGGAACAAGAGCCCAGUCAGAGAGAAUUCGGACAUAUAAUUUCACCCAGGAUAGAGUCACUGACCACAGGAUAGCAUAUGAAGUUCGUGAUAUUAAGUUCUUGAUGGAAGUGCUCUGUUCUCAUGUGAGCAUGCUCCUGACCCAGGGCAAUGCUUGAUUUGUUUGGGAGGAUUUCCAAACAAGCCCCAGCCAAUAAGUUCUUUCCUUGGAUUUUUAAACUGAAAACAGAGGAUCAUCCUCUCCCUUGAUGGCUAAAGGUGAAAUACAUAAAAGUUUACAAGAGGUUAGAAGCUACCUUUCCAGCCAUGGGAAGAAAGCAGUCUGCAGCAAGAGAAGAAUGAAGCUGAUAUAUUGAAAGGAGCAAAAAUGAAAACUGAAUGAAAAGUAUCCUAGUGAUAUCAAUCCUCAUAUUCAUUUAUUCCCAAGACCCAGCUUCAUUGCCAAGGUGAUGGCAACAGCCCUGUACAUUCUUAUCCUCAGGGUCUAUAAGGUCACCCUGUAUUCUUAUGAAUUCUCUUGUGGGUAUUAUUAUUUUUAUUUAUCUAGAUAAUAAGCACAGACUACCAUGUAAUAUAUAGUUUUGUAUUUUUAUUGUUUUCUCAAAGUCCUUGUGUAGAUUUCUUAGCAUCAGCUUAUCUCCUGCCCUUUAUUCUAUUUACAUUGGAAAUUUCCCCUUGCCCUGGGCUUUAAAUGUACAGUUGACCUUUCCCAAUGCAGGGGUUGGAAGGCUGACUCCUCCCACCCUGUGGAGUUGAAAAUCCAUGUUUAAGUUUUGAUUGACUCCCCCAAAACUUUACUAACAGCCUACUGUUGACCAGAAGCCUUACCGAUAACAUAAUAAUACAUCAAUUAAGUAACAUAUAAUUAAGUAGAUUAACACAUAAUAUAUCACAUAUAUUGUAUACCAUGUUCUUAUAAUAAUGUAAGCUAGAGAAAAGUGCUAUUAAGAAAAUCAUAGGUUCAUCUGUGAUGUUCUUUUUUCAAAUUGUAGCAAAUAUAAAAAAAAUUGCCAAUAUAUGUAUCAAAAAAAAAAUCUGUGUAUUAUGGACCCAUGCAGUCUAAACACAUGUAGUUAAACACUCAACUGUACUUUGUUUCCAGUUUGAAAAACUGGAAAAAGAAUGAGUAUGUACUUUCUUCAUACUUGUUCUUCUUAUCUCUAUUGGAAAAAUACUAGUCACUUUUUAAGAUCUGAUUCAAUUUUUUUCUUUCCUGAACACUUUCCUGAUGUCACCUUCUUUUCAAAAUUGAUGGCUCCCUUAAAACACUUUCUUCUUUACUUUUAAGUUUCUUGCAUUGUAUUAUGAUACUAUGUGUUGCCUAGCUCCCCCACUAAAUUAUGAGCUGUUAAAAAGUAGGACCUAUAACUCCUUCAUUUUUUAUCUUUUGCACUCAAGUUAAUCCAAUUGAACCGUGGAUGUGAUUACUAGUAAGAGAUAAUCCGUUGCAUAAUUUCCAAAUGAUGAUGUCACCUUGGCAAUACUAUGAGCUUCAGGAACAUUAAUUUUAUAGGAAAUUUUCAUAUAUGCUCAAAAUGAUAUAAAUCUUAUUU